AAUGGAACAGCAAUUAUGCAAGAAACUGAUUUCGAACUCUACGAUACAAGAUACAUGGAGGGAACCUCUAGAGCAAAGGAUUUGAAUGUACAGAAUAAAAGAUUAGGGUCUACCCUAGAUGCUGAUGAAGUACAGUUUACCCAGUGAAGAAGUGUUUACUCAGGUUCCUUGGUUCGCUACUGGUAAAACAGGACAAGUAGAUUUGAAUACUUCAGUUAACUUCCAAACAAAUAGUUCAGAAGAACCAGAAAAAAGGAAAAGUAUAGUUUCGUUGAUCAGUCGAACAUUUAGUCGGGAUUCAAUAAAGGACUCCAACAGCAAUAAUAAACUGGAAGAUAGUUCAGCAACUAGAUCAGCUUGGCAGGUUUCAGAUAUACAGGAGGAACCAUUAGAAAAUCCAUCAAACUCCCGAGCUCGACUUCCCUCCCUGCCCCGCCCUUCUCUCCCUCCCUCCUUGGUCGCGUUCACCACCUCCCCUCUCCAGAACAACUUUAACUACGACAAGGGGAACAAGGACAGAGUAGAGAAAAUGUCCACCGAGGAGUUCCGUCCUCAAACUAGGGGGAAGCUGGAUCCGAAUAGAUAUGCGACGAAGAAGACUAUUGGACAGGGUAUGCUGGACAUUGCUCUUCUAACUUCAAACGCGUCACAGCUUCGAUAUAUUCUACAGGUUGGAGAAGCACAUGAAUUCUACACAGCAAUGCUUGCUCUCGUCAUAACCUCUAUAGUACUUCAGGGAUUGAACGGUAUAAUGCAGCUGGUGAUGGGACCGAUGAAUAUAAAGAAGGACGAGCACAAAACAUUUUUGAACAUUGUUAAUUAUCUGUCCUUGUCAUUUUCCUUCGGUAUUGCUAUCAUUGAUGUGAUUAAAAUUAACUUUGUAGCCCCUGAACUAACACCUAUCUAAAAAGAACAAAAAAGAAAAUUUAUCAAAUUUCAAAAAAAAAAGAAAUUUAUUUUUUCGGAAAAUACACAAAAUUAAAAUCAAUUCUCGAAAAAUACGUUAAAUGGGAAAAUUAAUGAGAAGUGUUUGUUUGUUUGUUUAUAAAUUUGUAGACUUGAUAAACAUUUGAAAAUUGAACUUGGAGAAACCAAAAAAGAAUUGCUAAAUAUUAUUGUAAUCUACAUAUUUACCUAUAAUAUGAUCGAAAUAAAAAAUUAACACUUGAA
Messenger RNA from Eurytemora carolleeae, 1170 nucleotides. RefSeq lists its product as uncharacterized. Gene Ontology annotation, biological process: cell adhesion; tissue regeneration. The coding region runs from base 119 to 907 and encodes 262 amino acids. The transcript has 11 exons. Gene Ontology annotation, cellular component: membrane. NCBI's taxonomy places the organism in Eukaryota, Metazoa, Arthropoda, Copepoda, Calanoida, Temoridae. The record is from RefSeq and is a predicted model, not a curated record.